AUGUUACCAACUAUAACUAUUAAUCAUGUUAAAGAAGCACUUGAUCAAUUUAACCGAGGUCAAAAAUAUUUGUAUAAUACUUUAACAACAAAUAUUAAAGAAAAUCAAACAAAUGAUACUUGGUUAAUUCAAUUAUUAAAUGAAUUACGGGAUAAUGUUGAUUUAUUUGAAAAUAUGAAUGAACAAUUUCUUGAUUUUCUUCAAUUACAAAUUCAUUGGAUAAAACAAUCUAAAGUUGUACUUGAUACAUUUGGAACUUUUCAAAUAACACUCAUUUCAUCAAAUACAAAACAUGCACAACGUUAUCUCAGUUUUAUUUUUACACUUUUUGCUACAUCAGAUAAUUCAACAAAUCAUCUUCCAAUACAUGAUUUUGCACAUGAAACAUUACAACAACUUGUUCUGAUUGUACCAUUAUCUUUAACACUUUUAUGUCCUACAGUUGAACAACAUUUUCCAUUUAUGACAAAAGAUAUUCAUAUUCAAGUAAUAUAUAUUAAAAAUUUACUUCGAUCAUUAUCAUAUUUAUCAAUUCAAAGAUCACGUUAUCUUGAAAUAAUUCUAUCGAAAUUAAUUCGUAUAGAUGUUCAUGCAUCACGACAAGAUAUACUUCAUGCAGAAAAAAUUAAUAUUGAAAAUGAACUUGUCUUUUCACUUGAACAACUUAAUACAAAUGAUAAUAAUGAAAUGAAACAUGAUCAUGCUGAUAAACUUGAUUGUCUUAUGUUUGUUUUAUUUGAAUAUAUAACAAAUAUAUCUAUUGAAAAUGGUGUAGUAAAUUAUCAAGAAACAAAAUUAUUAUUUAAAGAUUUAUUAAAUGUUUUCAAUAAAAUUCUUUUACCAACACAUGAUUCAUCUCAUGUACAAUUUCUUAUAUUUUAUAUUUGUAGUUUUCAUACGGAUUUUAGCGAUGAAUUUAUGAAUAAUUGUUGGAGAACAUUUAUAUCACCAUCAGUUUCAAUGACAUUUCGACAAGCAGCUAUUUCUUAUUUAUGUAGUUUAAUUGCUCGAGCAAAAUAUAUUACAACAAGAUCUGUAUUAAAUAUAACACAAUUAAUGGUUGAUUGGUUACAUGCUUAUGUUGGUACAACAGAAAAAAAUAGUGGUAAUGCUAAUCCAAAUCGUCAUUUACCAUUUUAUGCUAUCUGUCAAGCAGUUCUAUAUAUAUUUAUUUAUCGACAUCAUGAAAUAGCUCGAUUACCUGAUGGUAUUGAAAUAGUAUCAAAGUGGCGAUUAAAUCAUAUUAUUGCAUCAGAAUUAAAUCCACUUAAAUAUUGUUUACCUGCUAUUACUCUUCGAUUUGCUCAAUUAGCAAGAAAUUAUCAAAUUGUUUUUUGUUAUUCAAUUAUUGAAACAAAUAAUCGUUAUUCAUUACCAGAAUCAUUUGCAACAAAUGGUCAUUACAAUGAUAAUUUAGCAAUAAUACCAUCAAAUAUUCUUUAUUCUUAUUUUCCAUUUGAUCCAUAUGUAUUAAAACGUUCAUCUAUAUUUAUUCGACCUAUUUAUAAUGAUUAUCGAGAUGAAAAUGAUGAUAUAACUAUAACUAAGGAUUCAGAAGAUAAUCAUGAACAAAAUAUUGAUGAUUGUGAUGAUGUAUUAACAUCAAUGAUGAUGAGUACAACACCAGGUAGUUUUGAUCCAAUUGAUCAAAUGUCAUCAUUAUCAACAUCAUUUAAAAAUUCUCGUAAUCCUCCAUCAAUAUUACCAUUUGGUCGUUCACCUGGUUUUCGAAAUAUAUGA
This is a messenger RNA of Rotaria sp. Silwood1, 1740 nucleotides long. Lineage: Eukaryota; Metazoa; Rotifera; Eurotatoria; Philodinida; Philodinidae. The record is from the annotation of a GenBank genome assembly.